AUGGCUGACUGGCAAGCCGAGUCCUUCGCAUCGCAACCACAAUCGUCACUCGAUAGUGUUGGACGAGGCACUCAUAGAGCUCUCCAACACACCUCAGGCAAUGCACAAUCGUAUGCAGAUGGAGCCAGUGCCAUGAAUGGAGAUGGUGGCAGUCAUCACGAUGACCAUCUUCAAACGUUGGCUUUGAAAUAUCCUCCUGUCCCUAUUCCUUUCCAUCACUCGGCAUCUAGCACUAGUCUGCACGAUAGCCAUGUCCUCGCGGCGCGUCUACAAGCCAAAAAGCUUCGACGGCUUCAAUCCGCGGCCCAUUCGAUGCCUACGAUGCGCCCGAAGCGCAGCUACCUAAAGUCUCAGAAGUAUUUGGAGUAUAGGGCACGACCGCGUCGCGACACCGGCAAGGAUGGAGAGCCUGUUUGGUCUGAUGCAUUGGAAGAUGCCUUCCAGCAGGCCUUGGAAGCAAAUCCCCCUAUGGGUCGGAGAAAGUGGUCUGAACGUGGCAAAUCUUAUGGGCGAAACGAGUUGAUUGCGGAAUAUAUCUUCAAGCUGACUGGGAAGCGACGGACUAGAAAGCAAGUCUCUAGUCACCUUCAAGUUCUAGACUCUUUCCUUAAGGGUGACCCAGAGUGGGAAAGACUUGUCAGAGAAAAGGCGGACGCGCCAAAUCCUCACCCUCCAACGACGAAUCCCGAGUACCGGACAUCAUCCAUUGAUCACGGACUUUCCAGAGGUUUUAAUAGUCAAGCCCAUUCAUCGUGUCCUGACUACGGCGCCACUUCCAAUACAUACAACGGAGACUUGCCGACUCCGAUCACGCUGGCUUCCAACAUAUAUGACACCCAUUCCCACUUGAUUCAUGCUUUCAAUUUCGACAUGUGGGUUAGUGCGCCUCAACAGGACAAUCGAAUUGAUAAGGCGUUGCACGUCUACACUCGCCUUCAGGGAGACCAGCAUCGACCGGUAGCACUUCCCAUGCCAUUGGAGAAUCUCUCAGGAUGGCGCCCGUCUUUUCCCUACCUCGCCUCACUCGUUGACGACGUCAACUGCUCUCUCGAUUGCGAUAUAAUUUUGUUAGAAGUGAACCUUCAACUGAUGACUGAUUUCCCGCCCCCUCGGUCCCGACUAGGUAUCCAGCUGGAUCUUGAUUUUGCACAUCCUACCAUGGGAGACGUCUCCCUCGUAAGCCAGAUGGAGGACUGGGCCUGCAGCACUCAUCUAUAUGAAGGCAGUCAAAAGAUGCAAGAAACCUAUCACGAUCUCCAAAAGGCAUCAUCUACCAAGAUAAAGCCAUUCUUCGAGUCGUCCUGGUGGGCAAAGCUGUUCACCGAAUUGACACAGGAGAAACAAAUGGCCGAAAGUUCGGGACAGCCAGAGGCUAUCCAGGCCGCGGAUGAUCAUACUAGACAAUUCUUCCGCUCCCUUUCGGCCAUUCAAGAGUUGACGGCUGUGCCUAGUAGCCACCGCCGUAUGUCGAAUAAUUUUAAUACCAGCACCCAAGGGGAAGAACGCAAACGGAUGGCCAUCCUCUUAUGGAAGUUCCGCCAGACUCGACCUGGCGAAGUCGGUACUACAACCUGGAGACGCCUCAUCCCACCUCAUGAGCCCAGCACGACGAAUAGUCCCAGGGGGGCCGCGGGUAUUGACUUGCCUCCUCCGCUCGCUUUGGAGUCGCUGCUAUCCACAAAGCCGCAAGACAACGUGUAUCAUGGCAACUCCCAUGACGGACUGAUGCAUCCACAUCAUCAACCACCGGCAGCAGCCAGUCUCCAGCAACAGUGGCCGGUGUACACAGACCCGCAGGACAGCGUCACCAACAUGUUUGGCGCCCAAGGAUCAUAUGAUUUCUUGGGCAAUAUCAAUAAACCGGAAGAUGGCAUAGUAGACAAGACGUCGGUAACAUCAGUGUUGGACUCCUUCACUGGACUCGCGCCGGAUAGCACACAGGCCGGCAGCAUAAACGUCUCGUCUGCAGGCGACCCCAUGUUUAACGUCCAUGGCAUCCCACUCUCUUCACAUCCACAGCUUUCUGGAUACGGUCUUGGUGGCCAUGGUGGCCAUUACAUGCCCCCGCAACACAUCCAUGACAGCAACAAUAAUGUCCUGAAUUCCAUGUUCGGAACUACAGCUUCAUCCAUGCAUGGCAUUUCCCAUAAUACAACCCACGCCCCUUCUCUAUGGGAACCACACCAGACAACCGCUGCAUCGUCUCUUCAUCCCGAUCUUGACGCGGAUAACUACGGCCACCUACAUUUCCCUCCGAGCAGCCACCAUCAACACCACCACCACCAACAUCAUCAACACCACGCUCAUCAUCCAGUGUCUGUAUCUCGGGAUCACCAGAGCAGCGGUUUGGAAGGCAUACUGCCCGCCGAUGACUUGCUUGAUAAGUUGGUUGGCAGUGUGCCGACUGAGUCUCAUCUCGGCGGUACAAGUGCUGGGAACACACGAUAUCCGGAGUCCAACGCGGUGGAACCGGUAUAA
Molecule: messenger RNA, 2478 nt
Organism: Talaromyces atroroseus
Lineage: Eukaryota; Fungi; Ascomycota; Eurotiomycetes; Eurotiales; Trichocomaceae
Product: Regulatory protein abaA
Exons: 3
Coding region: 1-2478 (825 amino acids)
Biological process (GO): regulation of transcription by RNA polymerase II
Cellular component (GO): transcription regulator complex
Molecular function (GO): RNA polymerase II cis-regulatory region sequence-specific DNA binding; DNA-binding transcription factor activity, RNA polymerase II-specific
Source: RefSeq, a predicted model, not a curated record